AUGUAUCGAUUGAAAGGUCUUACUGCUUGUUUAUCAGCAGCGACAGUAGGAUUCACAUGGCAUGAAUCAGACACACAAGCACGCCAUAUAGCACUUGCACUCCAAAGAGUCAGCGUAGCAUCCGAUAUUGGUAUUCGGGUAGCACUCGAUUACAAAUGGACAGAAUUAAGAUCGCAUCGAUCAGAGCAAGAUCAGAUAGAAGCCAAACAACAGUGUCAUCAACGAUGUGCCGAUCGUGUCUUGAUAGGUCUUCAAAAACUAGGUGGCAUCUAUGUCAAAUUAGGUCAACAUGUGUCUGCCAUGACAUACAUCUUGCCUGAUGAAUGGACCCGUACAUUGUCUGCUUUACAGGAUCGAUGUGAGCCUAGUUUGAAGCAAGACAUUGAAGACAUGUUUUUUCAGGACUAUGGCUAUCCCAUGGACUAUGUCUUUGAAGAAUUUGAUUGGCAUCCAUUGGGUGUGGCUAGUCUGGCCCAAGUCCACAAGGCAAAAUUAAGGCAUGGCAACAGGGACUGGGUGGCUGUCAAAUUCCAACAUCCUCGCUUAGAUGAAUUCUGUCGCAUUGAUCUACAAACAGUGUCAUUUAUUAUCCAUAGUAUUAAGCGCAUUUUUCCUGAAUUUGGAUUUGAAUGGAUCUUGCAAGAGAUGCAAGAGAGUUUACCUCAAGAAAUGAAUUUCGAAAGAGAAGCCGCCAAUGCAGCUCAAUUAGAACAGAAUUUUGCCCAUUAUCCAACUGCUUUGGUGGUGCCUAAAGUAAUAUGGGCCAAAAGACGUAUCCUCUGCAUGGAAUUUAUUCAAGGAGCACGUAUUGAUGAUCUUGAAUUUAUGCUGAAGCAUGGCAUUGAUUCAAGUAAUGUAUCUACCGAGAUUACAGAGAUUUUCUCUAAAAUGAUGUUUAUUGAUGGAUUUGUGCAUUGUGAUCCUCAUCCAGGCAAUAUCUUGAUUCGCCCAGCCAAGGAUCCUCAAUCUAAAUUUAACUUUGAUCUUGUCCUACUGGAUCAUGGUCUUUAUCGUACAUUACCAGACCAAUUACGAACAGACUAUGCUCACUUAUGGACAUCCCUUAUUCGAGGGGAUGAAGAAGGUAUCCGCACUUAUGCUCUUCGAGUAGGGUGCACAGACCAUCGGUUGUUUGCUUCCUUAUUAACAGGUCGAGAAUGGUCUACUAUCCAAGCUGCUGAUUUAUCCUCGGAUCGAACAGAGACUGAAGUCAGUCGAGUCACGGGUAGAGCCAAGCAUUUCGUGAUCCGUAUCUAUGAUAUUUUAGAGACCUUGCCUCGGGUUGUCUUAUUGCUGCUCAAAACAAGUGAUUUACUACGAGGAUUAGAUGAAAGCCUAAGAAAGUCGGAGGAUAAAUACAUGACUUAUGCAUUGACGGGCAAGUUUUGUGCAGAAGCAGUCUGGAUGGAUGCCAAAGCCAAUCUGUUAGAGCGUAUUCAUACAUCAGGUUGGUGGGAUUGUUUGGUCUGGAUUCGACAUUUGAUACGUGCUUGGUGGGAAUAUCAAAGCCUUGAGGUUGGUUUAUGGGCCUAUCGAUUUCAAUCAAACACAAGAGAGAAAUGGGCUCUUAUUUGGCAUCGAGGUACCAUGCUUCAAAAUCAAAAAAAGAGACUAGAGGCACAAAAAGAGCUUUUUAUAGAAUAA
Molecule: messenger RNA, 1644 nt
Organism: Gilbertella persicaria
Lineage: Eukaryota; Fungi; Mucoromycota; Mucoromycetes; Mucorales; Choanephoraceae
Product: ABC1 family-domain-containing protein
Exons: 5
Coding region: 1-1644 (547 amino acids)
Biological process (GO): lipid homeostasis; mitochondrion organization
Cellular component (GO): mitochondrial inner membrane
Source: RefSeq, a predicted model, not a curated record